Messenger RNA from Brassicogethes aeneus, 884 nucleotides. Lineage: Eukaryota; Metazoa; Arthropoda; Insecta; Coleoptera; Nitidulidae. The record is from the annotation of a GenBank genome assembly.
AGCUUAGUCGAUCAUUAUUAGCAUGGCUAAUUUAGCCAUAGAAUUUAUAUGUUAUUAGCAGUUCUUUGCAAUGUUUGAAUAGAUGUUCGGUGUUGCAAAUUUUGCAUAGAGUAUAGCAGAGACAAGGGAGUAUAGUGUUCUUUGAUUAUUUGCAGAGAUAAACUCUGAUUCUUUGGUUCACAGCUGACAGCUGAUAUAAAUUUACUUAUAAUCCUUAGAAGAAACUUCUUCUAAGUUAUAAUCCCAGUCCUGGUUUUGUCUGGUUAUAAAUUAUACUUAUCCGUGUCAAACUUGGUUUUUAUUAUGGGUAGUAAAAAGUUAAAUAUUAACAACGUGUUUGUCACUGUUGGGACAACAAAGUUUAAAAAAUUGAUUGAGACUAUAUUAUGCCCUGAAAUAAUCGAUAUUCUAAUACAAUUGGAGGUUAAAAAGGUAAUUCUACAAGUUGGGAAUGAUUGGUCUAUAGGCCACAAUUGUUCAAAAUAUAUAAAUUAUCAAAUAACUGUAGAGGAGGAGGAAUCCAAAAUAACAUACACAAAUCCAUGUGGAGGGGAAAUAGUGUUUGAAUGUGUUAAAUAUUUGGAGAAUUUUUUGGAAACUAUACAGCAAAAUGAUCUUAUUAUUAGCCAUGCAGGAGCUGGAACUUGUUUGGAGGUUUUAAAUCAAAAUAAACCUUUAAUUGUUGUUAUUAAUGAAGACUUGAUGAACAAUCAUCAAACUGAAUUGGCUAAGCAAUUGGAAGCAGAUGAAUUGGCUUUUUGCUCUAAUUGUGAUACAUUGAAAAAUGUUUUAAAAGAUAUUAAACCAAGAAAACCUUAUAUAGUAGGUGAUAAAAAUGUCUUUGGUAAAUACUUGGAUCAAUGUAUGGGUUUUGUGUAAAUAAA